GGGUACAAGCUCGGAUAUGAUCGGUCUUCCGAACCUGUAAUUGAACUUCUCAUACCAUGAGAACAAUUUGUCUCGGAAAUAAAAGAGUAUGGGAAACUGGAGAAAAAAGACCUCUUUACUAUAUAUAUGGCUGUAUCCUUCGACAUGCCGGUAAUGAAUGCAACUCAAAUCUGAUUGUUUUUCAAACUAUCAACUCCAAAUCCAAACAAACCAUCCACUAUGUCUUCCCUACCAUCUCACCACAACGCCCUAGUCCUCGAAUCAGUAGGUUCAGACUUCCUCAUCAAACCUCUGCCAACUCCUCUUCCGACGCCUGGCAGCGCCAUCGUUCAAAUUUGCUGCACUGGCAUUCUCUCCUACCAUCGUGAAGUAUACAAUGGCUCACGCCCAUAUCCAUUUCCUCUUCCUAUCGUCGGAGGUCUCAGCGCCAUCGCUCGCAUUAUGGCACUUGGGUCUGAUGCCGUUUCUCUUACUGAAGGCCAAUUAGUUUAUGUCGAUUGUGUUGUGCGUGGACGUGAUGAUCCCAGUACUCUUUUCUUGAGUGCUAUUCAUGACGGAUUUAGUCAGGGCAGUAAAAGGUUGAUGAGAGAUGUUUGGAGAAAUGGUACAUUCGCGGAUCUCGCGAGGGUGCCUCUGGAAAAUUGUAUUGCGCUUAACGAGCCAAGACUCUGCGAGGAGUUGGGAUACUCGGUGCAGGACUUGAUGUAUCUUUGUUAUCUUCUUGUUCCAUAUGGCGGAUUAAGAGAUAUCAAAUUGGAAGCUGGUGAGACAAUUGUGAUCUGCCCGGCAACAGGUGGAUUUGGUGGUGCGGGUGUGCAAGUUGCGGCUGCGAUGGGAGCUAGAGUUAUUGCUAUGGGGCGGAAUGAAGAGGAAUUGGAGAGGUUGAAGCAACAUAUCCAAAGAGGAACUCCGAGUGCAACCAUUAGAACUGUCCGGAUGACAGGUGAUGUGGAGAAGGAUGCGGCGGCUUUACAGGAAUUUGGCACAAUUGAUGCUGUACUGGAUAUUUCUCCGCCUGCGGCAGCCAAAUCCACACAUUUGAAGAGCGCAAUUAAUUCGCUAAGAAAAGGAGGAAGAGCUAGUCUUAUGGGUUCCGGAGAGUAUGCCAUUGACAACUGGAAAGUUAUGGGGGAUAACAUCACGUUAAAGGGAAAAUUGAUGUAUGAGAGAGAUGAUAUGGUGCAGUUUGUGAAGAUGUUGGAGAGUGGAUUAUUUCCUAGAGGAAAAGAAUUUGUGGAUGUGAAAUCAUUUAGCUUGGGGGAGUGGAAAGAAGCUUUUGAUAUGGCUGCGGAGUAUACUGGUGUUGGCAGGCUUGUUGUAAUUAAACCAUAAGGCCAUCUAAUUGCACAAGUAGUGAUAAGUCAAGGUUGUUUUUCAAUAUAGAUUGUUAUUUCGGAACACAAAGUAAAGCAGAUCAGCAAUUAAAUCACCCCUCUA
Molecule: messenger RNA, 1437 nt
Organism: Botrytis cinerea B05.10
Lineage: Eukaryota; Fungi; Ascomycota; Leotiomycetes; Helotiales; Sclerotiniaceae
Exons: 1
Coding region: 220-1332 (370 amino acids)
Source: RefSeq, a predicted model, not a curated record